Engraulis encrasicolus (European anchovy) is the source of this 1785-nucleotide messenger RNA. RefSeq names its product coenzyme Q5, methyltransferase (gene coq5). Gene Ontology annotation, biological process: ubiquinone biosynthetic process. The transcript is spliced from 7 exons. The record is from RefSeq and is a predicted model, not a curated record. Bases 6 to 995 code for a protein of 329 amino acids. Lineage: Eukaryota; Metazoa; Chordata; Actinopteri; Clupeiformes; Engraulidae. Gene Ontology annotation, molecular function: methyltransferase activity.
GCAAGAUGGCAGCCCCAGUGAGGUGUGUUGUCCUGAGGCUUCUCCGUGAUUGUACGCGGAAAGUAAAUGUGUUUUCUACACCACAAGCGCCCAAAACGAUUUAUCCUUCCAGUGGCAUGGUUUGCAGAUGUUACAGUGAUGAUUCGCACGGCAAAAACACUCAUUUUGGUUUCGAAACGGUACCAGAGGAAGAGAAAGCCGAGAGGGUGUACAAGGUUUUCGAGAGUGUGGCUCAGAAGUAUGACGUGAUGAAUGAUGCUAUGAGCCUGGGUGUCCAUCGACUAUGGAAAGACAUGCUACUCCACAUAAUGAACCCUCUUCCAGGGACACGCCUGCUCGAUACGGCUGGUGGCACAGGUGACAUCUCCAUGCGGUUCCUGGACUACACUCGUACUCAGGCUGAGAAGCAGCAGAGGCGCACCAUUCGCUCCCAACAGACCCUCUCGUGGCAGGACAUAGCCAACGGCAGCCAGACCCCCAAUGGGGAGCAGGAACUCCAGGAGUCCACGGCCGUCGUCUGCGACAUCAACAAGGAGAUGCUGAAGGUCGGCAAGGACAAGGCGGAGAAGAUGAGCUACGGCUCAGGGUUGUCAUGGGUGGUGGGUGAUGCAGAGGAGCUUCCGUUCGCUGAUAACCAGUUUGAUGUGUACACGAUAGCUUUUGGUAUUCGCAACGUCACUCACAUUGAACAGGCCCUGGAUGAGGCCCUGCGUGUUCUAAAGCCUGGAGGCAGAUUCAUGUGUUUGGAGUUCAGCAAAAUGUCUAAUCCUUUAUUGUCCAGUCUCUAUGACGCCUACAGCUUUCAACUCAUUCCUGUUCUGGGAGAGGUCAUAGCUGGAGACUGGAAGUCAUAUCAGUACCUGGUGGAGAGUAUCCGCCGCUUCCCAGAUCAAGAAACAUUUAAAGGCAUGAUCGAGGACGCAGGGUUUUUCCGCGUGCAGUACUUCAACUUGACGGGUGGGGUGGUGGCUAUCCAUUCUGGCUUUAAACUAUGAAGCCGCGGCGGCCUCCACUGUCCAGAGGGCGAAAACUGAAAAAGAAGGCAAAGAAAGAUGCCCAACAGACACUUAAACCCUGCGCUCAACCACAGUGAUGAAGAAGAGCUCUCAGAACGAACACACAAGACCUCACUUGAAUGUUGUGUGAAUGUUUUCAAUACUGUUAAACUGGUGUCGCAUAUAUAAGUAUAUAUAUAAGUGAUAAACAUUCAGCUACAUCUUGUCUGGUUUGUUGAAAUAUGGUGUUAUUUUUUUUUGCUCUGCAUCUGUAGGGAUUGGGAUGGCACUGUUAUGUUGUUGCGAAACAAACACUUUGAAAACAUAGUGGACAAGCAGAGACUGUUGUUAUGAGUGUUGUGAAAGAGGCAUACUUUUUUUUCCAGCAGAAAGGAACCACUGGCUGGAGUGAGUCAGGAGGGAACCAUACAGGGGUGCAUUUCUCGAAAGUGUAGUUGUUAGCAGUUAGCAACUUGGGUAGUUGCCAAUGGGAAAUUGCAUUGCAACCAACAAAGUAUCUAACGUAGUUAGCAACGACGCUUUUGAGAACUGCACCCCUGGCCACCACAUGAAGUUUGUCAACACACUGCACCGAUUCAUUUUCAAAUGGGUGGUGCAUAAACUUAAAAGUCAAGUUAAGAUCAAAAUUAAGAAUUUAUUUACUGUGUUGUGGAUGACUUACUGUAAAAUGUUCUGCGUGUUUUGUGCUGGUACAUUUUUUAACACACUGGUGGUAUGCAGCAAGAAAGACACAACAAUGUUUUACUUGAAUAAAACCAUAUAUUUUUCA